UGGGCGACUAGAUUAAUCGACUGACCGUUUAAACUUUAAUUUAGAUCAUGCGGGUUUGUCCAAAGUGGCUUUUAAAAGUUAAAACCUUCACGUAGGCCUACCGAAGUUAGUGACCUGCCGCUACAGCGAGACGUCUGAGCAGCGGUGGGCGGGGCUAACGACUGUACACAGUCAGGGAUUACACUGCUCUCCUGUGUGCCGGUUAUUAUUUUUUUCAUCCUAAAAUCAUGCAUGUACCACUUUAAUACCCCCGCUUUAAGUAAGUUGAAACAGUUGCUCAAAUAUGAAAAGUGUUGGCAACUUUUUUCUUCAAUGGGUUGAAGAAAGUGAAGUCUCUUUGGGAGGGAAAUAACGGGGCAGGACGUUAGCCGAAUGUUAGCUAACCAGCAACAGGUCAGUUGGUUGGUCAACUAGCUAACAGACAAAACGGUUAUGGAGCGCGCGACUUUUUCAAAAUACUCCUGGGUCGAUUUUUUCUUCUCUGUGAUCGGAGUGUGUACGUUUUUGGUGGACUGGGGCUCGGACGUCUGGGUGGCCACCGAGUUUUACUGCCGCGGGGAAUUGUUCUGGUUCUGGGUGGUGGUCGGCCUCAUGGUCCUGUCGUCAGUCGUCGUCCAGAUGUUCAGCUGGUUCUGGUUCAAGUAUGACCGACAGCUGCAGAUGUUCAGCGCGCGGACCGAAGGAGGAACCGUGUUCUUCAGGGACCAAGUGAAGCUCUCCUGCGUGUUACAUGUGCUGCAGCUGGGUUUCCUUUGCAGGCACAUCUCCGCCAUACGCCAAGGCUUCAGGGUCUGGUGGCGGAAAGAGGAAGGGUCGGAGUACGCUGUUUACCUGACACACGACCUCAGCAUGCUCCGGCUUAUCGAGACAUUCUGCGAGAGUGCUCCUCAGCUCACUCUGAUGAUCUACGUCAUGCUGCACACAAACAAAGCCAGGACUGUUCAGUUUGUGAGCAUUGCUGCAUCAACCACUUCCAUAGCCUGGAUGGUGGUGGAUUACCACCGCUCCCUGCGCUCCUUCCUCCCUGACAAGGCCAAGCAGGGCUGGUGUUCCUCUUUGAUCUACUUCCUGUGGAACCUGCUGCUAAUUGCCCCACGUGUGAUGGCCCUUGCUCUCUUUGCCUCAGUCCUGUCCGGGUACAUCGCUGCCCACUUCUUGAUGCUGGGGCUCAUCUUUGUGUUGUGGGCCUGGCGACAAGGGACAGACUUCAUGGACAGCGUCGGUGGGGAGUGGCUCUACCGGGCCACCGUAGGGCUUAUUUGGUACUUCAGCUGGUUUAAUGUAGCAGAGGGUCAGACCAGAGGCAGGAGCAUCAUCUAUCAUUCUUUCAUCACCACUGAUGGAGGAAUCCUGCUGGUGACUUGGUGGUGUUACAGGGACCCUGUCCAGACUGAGUCAUACGCCCUCACUCUGCUCAUCAAUCUACUUGUCAUCUACCUCUUGGGACUGCUCUUUAAAACCCUCUACUACUGCUGCUUCCACCCCAAGCUGUGGAGGCCACCGGUGAGGGAGCCAGGACUGCCCGAUGAUCUUCCUGAUGCAGAAGUGUCCUUUAGAGACGUCUCCAUCCAGGACGGCACCCUGUCCCCCCAGCUCCUCAACAAACGCAUGGCCUGCCAUGCUGCUCAUUUUUACUCCGAGCAAGGAGUCAUUAGAAACACUGAUAGCACAAACAGAGCGGAGCCGUCAAAUCUGUGAUGUUUGAUUUUUAGUUUGCCAAAUUCAACAGUGUAUGUCCUUCUUUGGUAGUGAUAGUAUGCAACCAUCGCUCUUAGGACUCCGGUGUCCUAUCUGUGAUGCAAUAUAACCGGGUGCUCAGUAUAAUAUGAACCAAAAUAGAGGCUCAAAAACGGUACCUGAAACCAAGAGAGGUCAAUAUGGAUAAAAUCCUUUUCAAAUCGGUACAUACAUCAGUACCUACAGUAUAUUGGGAUAUAGUAAAUUCCUGGAAGAACUGUUAAAAUAACUAAUAAUUGUUUUUUUUAACUAUCCAGAUACUUCAUCACAUUGAUGCAAAUGCCAUAUACGAAUCCAGUCCCGCUAGUUGUUUUGCAAUCUUGCCACAAUGUUCUAACAGCACCAUUGAUAUUUCCACACUACAAACUUUAAUGAAAAAUCUGUUAUAAUCUCACUGUAUACAUUUGCAAAUGUUCUCCACUCUACUUGAAACUGGGGGUAUUUGAUAAGCUCAUUGCUAACCCAAUAUAGUCAGGUGUUAGUUUUAUUUGAUACAUUUUCUACAAAGCAACUUGAAUGUUGUUAACUUUACAGAUAAGACAAGUAAAUUUAGUUAUGGGGACAACUAUUUUCAUAUGUACCAUAUGAUCAUAUGGGUUGGUUGUUGCUGUUGUUGCUGUUGUUGCCUUGUAUCUCCCAAA
Etheostoma cragini (Arkansas darter) is the source of this 2378-nucleotide messenger RNA. It is a transcript of the gene xkr8.3, whose product is annotated as XK, Kell blood group complex subunit-related family, member 8, tandem duplicate 3. Gene Ontology annotation, biological process: engulfment of apoptotic cell; apoptotic process involved in development; phosphatidylserine exposure on apoptotic cell surface. The record is from RefSeq and is a predicted model, not a curated record. Gene Ontology annotation, cellular component: plasma membrane. The transcript is spliced from 3 exons. Bases 433 to 1698 code for a protein of 421 amino acids. NCBI's taxonomy places the organism in Eukaryota, Metazoa, Chordata, Actinopteri, Perciformes, Percidae.